AUCUUACUACUACAAGACUUUGACUUCAAAGGUCUCCUCUUUGAUGGAAAGCUUAUCUCACUUAAGUGUCACUAACUCCAAGAAUCCAGCCUGAAAAAAACCCAGAAAUCUUGGCUUUAAGACACCAUUAAAUCCCAAGAAUCAGGUUCUCUCUCAGGAAAAAAAUAACCAAGAAUCUGUGUGACGAAACAGAGAUUCAAGAACUUGAAUCCGAGAGCUAGGAGAAGGAAGCUCUUGAGACAACAAUGGCGGGAUUCACAAUGAGCUUGAAUCUGCUUCUACUAGUAGCUAUGGUAGCUACCAACAUCCUCUCUCUCUACCAUCUCUCCUCCACCACCAGCUUCUUCGAAUCCACCCUCAAAUCCUCACCGUCCUCUGUCCCCACUGUCCCCGACCACCUCCUCCGUCAGCUCCACACUAUCCGCUCCGCCAUCAACCACCUCACAACCCACCACCAGCCGGACAAAUCUACUUCAACUUCAUCAACCAUUUCCUCCUCCGCGCCGCCGAAAGAUCUCCUCCUCUACUCUAAGCUCUCUCCCAUAGCUUCCGCCUGCCACAACUACCCCGACCUCCUCCACGAGUACAUGAACUACACUCCUUUCUUUACUUGCCCUUCCGACACCGAUCUCGCCGAGAAACUCAUCCUCCGCGGCUGCCACCCGCUCCCUCGCCGUCGCUGCUUCUCCCGUACGCCGCGAAACCCGACCGAUUCCAAACCGGAGUCGAACGUUAUCUGGUCUUACUACUCGUGCAAGACUUUCGAUUGCUUGACGACGAAGUUCCCCGGUCUAGGUUUCGAUCUCUCCCUCCACAAAUCCAAAUCUCAAUUCUCUUCUUACAAGUCCGAGCUCGAUCUCCCCAUCUCUCAGCUCCUCCAGAUCGCCAAAACCGCCAACUCCGUCCUCCGGCUCGGGAUCGACGUCGGCGGUGGGACCGGAUCUUUCGCCGCGGCGAUGAAGGCUCGCAAUGUAACCGUCCUGACCACGACGAUGAACUUCAACGCGCCGUAUAGCGAGGCGGUGGCGUUGAGAGGGCUCGUGCCGCUCCACGUGCCUCUACAGCAGAGGCUUCCGGUGUUUGACGGUGUGGUGGAUUUGGUUAGGUGUGGACGGGCGGUGAACCGGUGGAUUCCGGUUACGGUUAUGGAGUUUUUCUUGUUUGAUUUGGACCGGGUUCUUCGAGGUGGUGGUUAUCUAUGGUUGGACCGGUUUUUUAGCAAAAAGGUUGAUCUUGAGAAUGUGUAUGCGCCGAUGAUCGGGAAGUUGGGUUAUAAGAAGGUGAAGUGGGCGGUGGCGAACAAAGUUGAUUCGAAACAUGGUGAAGUUUUCUUGACAGCUCUGCUUCAAAAACCUGUUGCAAGAUAAUGAUGAUUAAGGCACUUUCCUCGAGAGUUUCAGAACGUGCAUGUUUGAAGAAAACAGCAUACUGUUGUUGAAGGUUUGGAAGAACAUGAGGUCUUUUUUUCCAGCUGGAAGCACACAAGCAACAAUAUUGUCUUGGAUCAAGUAGGGGGGGCAAAGAUUUGAUGUAUUGUUUGUUAGAGGGACUGAUAAGUGGUGGUAUACAUAAUUUUAUGGCUUCUUCCGUUUGCUUCUGUCAUGGCUUAUAUAUAUACAUAUGUUUUAUUUUUUUGUGAAGGCAGAUUGCAGUUGCAGAUAAGAACCGUUAAGAAGUUUUAGGAUUGAAUUUAAGCU
Messenger RNA from Brassica rapa (field mustard), 1697 nucleotides. RefSeq lists its product as uncharacterized. Lineage: Eukaryota; Viridiplantae; Streptophyta; Magnoliopsida; Brassicales; Brassicaceae. The record is from RefSeq and is a predicted model, not a curated record. Gene Ontology annotation, molecular function: methyltransferase activity.